AAUGAAGAGUUUAUAAUAUCAUGAAUUUCAUACCAGGUUUCUAGUGUAGUGUGAAAUGCGGUCGUGAUAUUAGUUAUGUUGAAAGGACAACAACGAAGUUACUUAGGCAGCGACGGUUCAUCAGAGAUCACUCUAAUCCCAUGGAACUUUCUUCAGUGUUACUUAAAGAAAACUUUCGGUUAAGUAAGGACGCAUUUAUGUAUGUGCUAGACAGCAUGAAGGAAAAAUGUCCGACUAACCUAUCGUUGUCAAUAUCGCCGAUGUUGAAACUGUGCUGCGUUCUCAGAUUUUUGGCUCAUGGGAGCUAUCAGCAAACAGUGGGAAAAGAUUUCCAACUAGGUAUUGCGCAGCCCACUGUUUCGUUGAUUUUUAAAGAAAUGCUUCCAAUAUUGAAAUCCACUCUGUGCAGUGUAUGGAUCAAAACAGACAUAACUGAAGAGCAGAAACGAACAACAAAAAGGAAAUUUUUCACCAGAGCUGGAAUUCCAAAUGUGGUUGAUUGCGUUGAUGAAACCCAUGUUGCAACUAUUGCUCCAUGUGAGAACAAGCAUUUAUAUAUGAAUAGAAAAGGAUUUCACAGCAUAAAUGCGAUGAUUGCGUGCGAUCAGGAUAUGGUUAUACGGUGUGUUGAUGCAAGAUAUGGAGGAUCUAGCCACGACUCAUUUGUGUGGAACAAUAGCGCAUUAAAAACAUAUCUGGAGCAAACAUACCAAAGAGGAGAUCAUAAUUCGGUUUACUUAGGUGAUUCUGGUUAUCCACUACACGAGUAUCUAUGGACGCCUUUCCGACACAUUACCAAGAACAGUGGAAUCAAAUUUUAAUAAGAAACAUGCAAAGGCAAGGAACGUUGUUGAGCGGACAAUUGGAGUGCUGAAAUGCCGUUUUCGUUGUAUACUAGGUGAACGUAAACUACGAUAUCCUCCUAGUAAAGCAACUGUUAUUGUAAAUGUUUGUUGUGCUUUACACAAUAUUUGCAAACAAUAUAAUGUAAAUGAUCCUGAAGAAGAAACUUUUGUUGAUGUGGUAGUACCACUGGAACCAGUUGAAGGAAACUUCAGUGGAACAGCAGCAGAUCAUCGCCGAAGACAAAUUGCGAAUGCAUUGUCAUAGUUUAGUGGCAUCCCUAAAAUAUAUGUAAAAUAUAUGUACAUAUGUAUAUGUAACAUAACUACAAUAAAAUAACUGAAAUUAAUUUCGAAUAUGCAGAAAAUACGUUUUUUUAUUAAUUUGUCAAAUAAUAUUAAUUUAAAAGCGCAAAAUAAUGUAUAUUCUGCUUUAAAUAAUCAUUCUUUUGUAUCUAAAGGCAAAUCAUUUGCUAGCCAAUUUUACAAUGUAGAUAGUAAUAAUCGAUAUAGUCAAUCACCAAAUAUGCGUAAACCUAAAUUAAUAGAAGACUUGCUGUCGCUAAACGAAUGCUUUAACCUGUUAUGGAUAAUAUUGAAGACAGGAUACAACAAUUCUUGGAUAACUGUAAUUCUUUAUCUAAAUUUAUCUAAAGACGAUCUCAGAGAUCAAUGCUGUCAGUUACUAUUAAAAUUAGUAACUUUUAACGUUGGCUCUUUAAUUAAUAAGUUGAGAGUGCUCGAAUUGCAAUUGAUAUUGCUCUUAUUCAGGAAACUCAUCUUAACUCAGAUAUUCCCGUUUCUUCAAGACAUUUUUCUAUAUAUAAGGAAUAACAUAACACAUAGUAGAAUUUAUAGUCCUUAUGCUCAAUUUUCUUCUUUAUUUAUUAAAGUUCAGGUUAUUAUCAAUUCAAGGAAAACAGAUUUAUUAAUUGUUAAUGUUUAUAUUCCCUCUAAUAUGUCAGUUAAUAAUCUACAACAAGGUUUGAAUGUCCUUGCGAAUUUCAGUUCAAAUUUUGUUGCGUCAAUUCUAGGAGGUGAUUUUAAUGCAAAAUGUGUUGAUUGGGGUGACUCGCAAACGAAUUCUAACGGGACAAGCUUAUCUGAUUGGUUACAAAGCUCGGAUCAAAAUCUAGUUAGAUUUUGCGGUAGAAAACCUUCUUACCCUGGAGGCCAAUCGUAUCUGGACCAUUUUCUUUUGUCUUCACAUAUAAUAGCUUUCAAUAUUAAAAACUAUAAAGUUUUCCUAGGUUCCUCCUUUUCUGACCACCUUCCCCUUAUUCUUUAUAUAGAAAUUUCAAAUGUUGAUCUUUUAUUUAAUUGUGCGAAGUUUAUUGUUAAAACAGAUUGUGAACAUCUUUUGCAAAUGAUUUCAAUCAGGAUUUGGCUGAAAGACUUCCUCCAGCAGAUAUUAAUCUCACUAAUAUUGAAAUAGAUAACUACAUGGAAAAGUUUGUUGAACAUUUAGGCAUUGUCAAGAUUAAAAAUUCCUGCAUUACAAAGCAUAUAGAAUUUGCUCCUUUUUAUAAUCAAAUUAAGAAAUUAAUUGCUAUUAAGCAUAUGUGGCAAAAAUAAUUAAAAAAAAAUUAUCAUACAUCCGGACCUAGAACUUCUCUAGAAUACAAAUUAAUUUCAUCUCAAAUUUAUUAUAUUAAAGUGCUUCUGCAGGAUUGGAUUGGUAAGGCGCGAGCAGAGAGAUUCAAUAAAUUCCUUGAAACUAUUACACCAGGACCUCAUUCUUUUAGGAAAAUUUAUAGAGCGGCUAAGAUGAAACCGAAUGUUUUUUGUGAUAAGUUGUUGGUUAAUAAUGUGGAGAUUUAUGAGGAUAAGGCAAAGGCUCUAGUGUUCAAAUCUUAUUACGGAGAUAACUCCUAUUCUCCACGUCUUACGUCACUUGAUCCUCCAACAAAUACUAAUAAGCUUUUGAUAACUAAAUAUUGUUACAAAAAGUAGUAUUAAGUUAUAUUUGUAUUGCUAUAUGCAUCCCUUAUUAUGAACAAUAGCUGUAGGUAUAUGGAAUAGCAUUUGUCUUGUUGUAGACAUCUGGCGCCGCGGCUGUCUGCUUGUCGAAACAAUAGACAUCUGGCGCCGCACUGUCUGCUUGUCUACUUCAACAAUUGCUGAGUCUGGCGCCGCGGCUGUCUGCUUGCGUCUGGCGCCGUAUAGCCGUAUGUUCUGGAAAUUUCCAGGCGCAAUAUUCUAGAAGGACACGUCGGCAUCAGCGAGAAGUGUGUGGCUAUAUAAGCCGUGGCAGCGCCAACGUAAUCAAUCAGUGCUAAGAGUAAACUGCUAUAGUGUAGACGAGUUGUGAAAUAAAGAGUUGUUGAAUUUAAUUAAA
This is a messenger RNA of Bactrocera dorsalis (oriental fruit fly), 3180 nucleotides long. RefSeq names its product putative nuclease HARBI1. Gene Ontology annotation, molecular function: catalytic activity. The coding region runs from base 1201 to 2277 and encodes 358 amino acids. The transcript is spliced from 5 exons. NCBI's taxonomy places the organism in Eukaryota, Metazoa, Arthropoda, Insecta, Diptera, Tephritidae. The record is from RefSeq and is a predicted model, not a curated record.